CAACGAAUUCCGAGCACGAUAACAAGGAUGUCGCUACUUCGCGCAUGCCAGCAGGGCUUGUCCAAGCAUGCCCUCAAUCGACCAUUGGCAUUACAUUCUCGUGGGUUGGCAUCGGACACACCAGCCCAACCUGUUCAAACCCGAGACCAAAGUGAGAAGGAAAGUACACAAAUUUCCGAACCCAUCAACACCGACGUCUUGACUGCAGACGUUAUCAGCGGUGCUCCAGCCGAGUUGCGUCACCGUGCAGUGCGGAUAUUCCAGCCUACACGCAACACCAUGCAAAGUGGUUCCGGGAAGACGGAGCGUUGGCGGAUUGACUGGGAGAUUUUGCAGGGAGCUGGUCGGUGGGAGAACCCUUUGAUGGGCUGGGCUAGUUCUGCCGAUUACAUGCAGGGAACGCGACUCUCCUUUAGGAGCAAAGAAGAUGCUGUACAUUUUGCCGAAAAACAAGGCUGGGAUUAUUACGUACAAACUCCUUCCAUCAAGAGGAUUCCUCCCAAGAACUACUCGGAAAACUACGUUUACAAACCCAACAAGUUACGGAUAAUGCGCACGAAGUAGAUCUGUAUCCUACUAUCUAUUCAAUGGAUUGCAUUAUUUGGGAGCACAGGUUUAACAUCAGACAGGCUUGUUCUGAGGAUAGACCUGGCAGUUCUUUGGAGAGCAAGUUCUGAGAUGGACAUCUAAAGUGUCAAGACUCGGAGUAGCUCAAUGAGUAGCUGUCGUAAGACAACUUGACACUAACGCAUAGCUUCACUAUAUACGUUUCUUGUGAUUGACGCCCAACAAGCCAACACUGUUAAAGGUUACUUUCA
Serpula lacrymans var. lacrymans S7.9 is the source of this 818-nucleotide messenger RNA. RefSeq names its product NADH dehydrogenase Fe-S protein 4 (gene NdufS4). The coding region runs from base 28 to 564 and encodes 178 amino acids. Lineage: Eukaryota; Fungi; Basidiomycota; Agaricomycetes; Boletales; Serpulaceae. The record is from RefSeq and is a predicted model, not a curated record. The transcript has 5 exons. Gene Ontology annotation, biological process: electron transport chain.